AUGGGAGUAUCACAGUCCCGUUCAUUUAGUUUAGAUUCUUUUGUGACUGAGAUUGGAAACGAUGUCAGCUACGAUAAGAGUCUCGGCAAUUCGCGCUUUCUCAAGGCGAUAAGAGGUAAAAGCAGAAGCGGGCGGAUUGUAGUGAAGGUAUUCACAAAAGCCGACCCUUCCGUUAACUUGCAGUCCUUCAUUCAGCGCUUGAAGAAGGAGAAAUCUCAGCUCGUGGGAAUAACAAAUGUCUAUACUUUCCAGACUUUCCUUGAAACUGAUAAAGCCGCAUACAAAAUUCGUCAAUACAUAGGCACAAACCUAUACGAUAGGGUAAGCACACGACCAUUCUGGACGCCCAUAGAGAAAAAGUGGGUCGCAUUUCAACUACUAGUUGCUCUUCAAGAUAGCCACACUUGUCAGGUAGCUCAUGGUGACAUCAAAUCAGAAAAUGUCUUAGUUACUUCCUCAAACUGGGUCUAUUUAACGGACUUUGCCAGCAUUAAACCUUCACAUUUACCACUAGAUGAUCCAACAGACUUCAGUUUAUAUUUUGACACUUCCGCUAGACGAACUUGCUACCUUGCACCUGAGCGAUUUUUCGAUAGUGACAGCGAAAUCGCCCAACUUCGUCAACUCAUACUCGAGAAAGGCGCCAGCAACGUCGACACGCAGGAUAAGCUAGUAGUUACCGAAGCGAUGGAUGUAUUUUCGGCGGGAUGCGUUAUCGCUGAGCUUUUCUUAGAGGGUACACCCUUGUUUACCCUCUCACAGCUAUUGAGAUACAAAGAGGGUAACUACGAUCCGACAUCUGUCAUUGAAAAGAUUGACGACGAUGCCGUGAGGGAGUUAGUCGUCUCAAUGACUCAAAUCGAUCCAGGAAAUCGUCAAUCUUUCUCAGGCUACCUCGUAGAUUUCCGACAGAAACUCUUCCCAGAUGUUUUCUACGCGUUCUUGCACGACUAUUGUGCCAAAUUACUCGAACCCGUACAGCAACCAGCCAAUCCUACGGUCGUCGCACCAUCUAAUACCUCGGCGGCUCUUUUUGAUACCACGCAACCAAAUGCUCCAACUACAAUACCCAAUCACAUGAAAGAUGUGCCAGAGGAGAGGAUCGAGAAGAUGUGGAAUGACUGGUUGGAGAUCUCCAGUAAUUUUGACGAGCGUUAUCUUCAAAUUAAGGAGGAUGUCGACAACGAAGAUCAUGUUGAUUCUGCUAUUUUCCCAGUGCAGCUUUCGAUACCGAAUAUCAAACCUUCGUAUGUGGUGAGGAAGGCGGAUGCUCAUUCGAGCAGUGAUGAAGAUGACACCGCACUGCUCAUAUCAACCCUUCUCUGCUCAAACAUACGCGACUGCCUUAAACCAACUUCCAAAAUAAAGGCAUUAGAGCUGCUAUUGACCGUCAGCUGCUAUCUCAAGGAUGAGACCAAGUUGGAUCGGAUCAUCCCCUACAUGGUCGAUCUCCUUAGUGAUACGAAUGCAAAUGUACGAGCAGCAACACUGCGUACAAUAACUCAGAUACUCCUUAUUGUUGGUGGAAUCACUCCUGCGAACUCAACUGUGUUUAUCGAAUACUUACUUCCGCUUAUCAUGCCACUAGUGACUGAUGAAUCCGAGCUUGUCAGGUCGAUGUUUGCGCAGUGCAUUUCACCAAUCGCCGAGACUGGGCAGAAGUUCCUCGAUUUGGCUGAGUCGAUGAAGUCGAAUAACACAUACACAGCUAAUGAAGGUGUUGAGAAGAUGCUUUUGGAUGGAAACGAGUCUUUUGAGAACUCUUACGAAGCUUCUUCGCAAGACUUGCAGAUGUUCAUCCAGGACGCUGUAGCCACAUUGCUAACAGACAAAUCAUCGAUGGUGAAAAGGUCCUUAUUGCAAGAUAUAAUACCGCUCUGCUUGUUCUUUGGACCUGCGAAAUCCAACGAUCUUCUACUGACGCACAUUAAUACCUAUCUUAAUGACAGAGAUUGGGAGUUGCGUUCGGCAUUUUUUGACAGUGUCGUUGGAAUAGCUACAUGCGUUGGAGGCAAGUGUGUUGAAGAGUACAUCCUUCCGCUGGUUAUACAAGCAUUAGCUGAUCCUGAGGAGAACGUUAUCGUAAAUGUACUCAAUUCUAUUCGCAAACUCGCUGAAUUAGGCUUGUUCAAAAAGGUGCACAUUUGGGAGCUCAUUGGUAUGACUUUUGCGCUCCUCGUCCAUCCCAAUGUGUGCAUACGGCAGAAUGUUAUUGAGUUUAUAAGUGCUGCUGUUUCGCGAUUACCUGAAACAGAUACGUGGUGUAUCAUAUACCCCCAGUUGACUACCUUACUUAGUGGCCAGAUCAGUCGUGUUGACGUUGACUCACUAUCUGAGGCUGUUCUUCCUCCUCUUUCAAGGAAGCUGUUCGUUAUUGCUCAAGAAUGGUCGCUCAAGGUUCCCAAGUCGCCCUUCUGGAAGACUGGAACUAGUACAUCACCGAUUGGUGUAAAAGAGGGUUUGCGUAGUCUUCGUGCGAGCCUCUAUCAAUCUGGAUCUCAGGUAUCUCCAAAAGUAGACACGCACAUCUGUGAUGAGGACAAGCCAUUCAUCGAUCGCAUGACUCUCAAUGGCUUCACAAAGGAAGAUGAAGUAAAAUUGAGAUACUUACGUUCACAUAUCAUGAUGCUAGCAAAAGCUCAAGAGAGUAAACUAAGCGAAGUGCAAAGAAUGCCACAACCUGAUAUCAACAAUGUAAUCGCGUUGUCCGAUUUGAAAGUAGCACCACAAACAGUUUUCAUCGGUUUGAGGAACUCCAACCUCGUAUCAGGUACCCUCGAGGCCAACUUCAAGAGUAGGAGUAAUCUCUCCAAGCAGAGGAGUAUAGAGAGUUGGUCGAGGCAAAUAUCAACGCUCUCACAGCGCAGUACGCCUGUGAGUGAGUACGCCAAACCACCUGUACAGAUUCCGAACAGAGGUGACGUUAUGGACUUACGCAAACGGCUAGCCCAGCCACCGGCAUCGGUGCAGGCACUUGCUGAGCCAACAAAAGCUAUGGAUGUUAGUAGGAGAGAAUCGACGACUACACUUGAAACUAUGCAUUCAACAUCACCCAAGAUGGCUGAUUUACCUGGAUUUGAUGGUGCAAGCCCACCUGAACCAGGAUCACACGCAGGUUCUCCUUUAAUAUCAUACAUUCGACCACCGAGAAGAGGUCCUUUGCCGAGUGACGGUCAGAAAGCUGCUCCAGCUAUUGGUUCAAUCAGUACGAAUGCGCUCGGUAUGCUAGAAAUACCUAGACGUGAUAAUUACGAUGAUGGUGGUAUGAAUAGUGGAGGCGCAACGCCUAUCAGUGCUGGCGGUAUAAUUUCUAAAGCAAAACUACCUUCGAACCAAACACAAUAUCAUCACACAUACGAAGGCAAAGAUCCAGCCAUACUGAUGAUGUUAGAUAAUGUAUGCAAAGAAUCGCUUAAAGAGCCCUUAUCAGAGUUUGGCAAUAAAGUCACACCACCUCUACUCAAAAGAAAAAAGAGCGCGGUUUUAAACGACGACGAUGGAUUUUCAAUGAGGAUGGUAGGCCAAUUUAAGGAACACACAUCUGCAAUUACCUCUAUAGUUGUUUCGCCCGAUCAUUUAUUCUUUGUGACGGGAUCGAGUGAUCAUACCGUCAAAGUAUGGGAUACAACUCGCUUAGAGAAGAAUGUUACCUCUAAAUCUAGACAUACACUUAAACGUAGUGAGGCGGUAAAGGCGUUAUGCGUUAUUCAGGAUACUCAUUGCAUUGCUGUCGCUUGCAAAGAUGGUACUAUUGCUAUCUUUAGAGUUGACGUUUCGGUUGGAACGAACUUGCCGAAAUAUGCAUCGGAAUUAUGCAUUGUUAGGGAAUUUAACGUCAAAUUUGCAAGUGAUGGUGAAUACAUUACGUGGAUGUUCCAUUACAGUAAUGAUUUAUCUAGUAACUUGGUUUAUACUACUUCCUUCUCACGCUUAUGUAUAGUUGAUUUGCGCAACAAUCAAGACAUGCUAGAGUUAGAAGCCCCAGUCUCACACGGUCCAAUACUUAGCGCCUGUAUUGAUAGCACACGCUCAUGGGUUGUCACUGGUUCGUUAUUUGGACAUCUCUGCUUAUGGGAUAUAAGGUUUGGAAUGAUUGUUCACACUUGGAUGAGCAGAAGGGAAGGCAGUAUCAAUCAAAUUGAAAUUGAGCCAUCGAGUGAAGAGCUCAUUUUGGUAUCUGUUAGUGACACUGCCAUGUCCAAUACCGUGAUUGAAGUACACAACGUCGCUACGAAGCAAGUUGUGGAUGUUUAUGAAUCGCAGCCUCUAGGUGAAUGUAAAAGAGGGAAGGAGAGACAGAAUGACAGUACUGUGAAGGCCAUAGAUGAUAUUAUUAAAGUAGGAAAAGAAACCCAAAAUACUGUUCCACUAGAAAGUGAAUCAGCACGGUCGUUCCUCAUAGGUCCAGCAUCAAAGAAAAGCGGCGGUAUGUGGUAUAGCUAUGCAACUGCACAGGCACACGCGGCUGCUCAACUCAAUACUAGUGCUUGGGUUUUGGAGGAUUCGAAAAAUAAAAACGCAAGAAAGGAGAGGAAGAAAUUCCUAAUCAUUGGCACAAACUCACAACAAAUUAAGUGCUGGAAUCUAGACUCCGAUUGGCAUAAAUCGAAGAUACUCAGCGGUGGACAUAAAGAUGUCCGAUACGUAAUGAGGGUCGAUGACGACGGAAGAGAGCUGCACUGUGAAGAGAGAGUGACGCAAGAGAAUAAAAGAACGAACCGAAGCUUACUUGUGAACGAACAAAAUGACAGAUUACUUAGCAGCCACAACCAGAGCGUUGAAGCAUUAGCUGCAAUCGAGGUACCAUUCAGAGCACUGAUAAGUGGCGAUAGAGGUGGUAUAUUCAAACUAUGGAGAGUUGAUUAAAUCUUUUGUAAUUCAUGAAUGUAAUAUAUUCUUAAAC
Messenger RNA from Wallemia mellicola CBS 633.66, 4903 nucleotides. RefSeq names its product ARM repeat-containing protein. Gene Ontology annotation, cellular component: phosphatidylinositol 3-kinase complex, class III, type II; late endosome; phosphatidylinositol 3-kinase complex, class III, type I. Gene Ontology annotation, biological process: protein targeting to vacuole; late endosome to vacuole transport; macroautophagy. NCBI's taxonomy places the organism in Eukaryota, Fungi, Basidiomycota, Wallemiomycetes, Wallemiales, Wallemiaceae. The coding region runs from base 1 to 4866 and encodes 1621 amino acids. The record is from RefSeq and is a predicted model, not a curated record. Gene Ontology annotation, molecular function: protein serine/threonine kinase activity; ATP binding; protein binding. The transcript is spliced from 11 exons.